Molecule: messenger RNA, 1120 nt
Organism: Pseudocercospora fijiensis CIRAD86
Lineage: Eukaryota; Fungi; Ascomycota; Dothideomycetes; Mycosphaerellales; Mycosphaerellaceae
Exons: 3
Coding region: 38-379 (113 amino acids)
Source: RefSeq, a predicted model, not a curated record
GUCUUCUGGUGUGCAUGAGAAUGUUGAAGCUUUAGGAAUGGGCGAGGUCAAAGUGUGGUGGGAGCCUAAGGUGCGCUUCACUCCUGUCGACGUCUGCAUGGACCAAGUACAAACGCAAGUCUGCUCCACCUCGCGCAAGACACCUUUGCGCCUGCACAAAUUCUGCGCGCGAAUGCUAAAGCACUUCUCGCUCCGUUGCGUUCGAGCCAUGGGCGGACCUUUGACCACCACCAUUACUGAACCCCUCGAGCGUCUCCCACAAGAGAUUUACGCCAUACAUAAUCUAUGGCGAAGUCUUCUCCAUCCCAGGAGCUGCCGCGAAAGGCUAUCGUGUCGCCCAGCACUGCUCCUCCGGAUUAACAAGGAGACUCAAGCUUGAUACAACAGAUCUCACUACUGCAAUAUGAACGUAUCAACAUCAUCGAGAGGUGGCUCGAGUCGCUCUCUGCCGAACAGCUCGAUCUGGUCGUCAGAUUCUCAUGCCAGUACACCAACAAGCACACGACCACGCUUCAAAGCAAAAUCGUUUGAGGACAGUACCCGGUUGUUUUUAUCAGGGAGAUGAGGCUCACGGAGCAAUGGCUCGAGAAAAUGCCUAGGCUUGAGCUUCGCGCUUCACGCUUCACGCUUCACGUUUCAAUGCCUCAUUGUCUCUUGAAUCUCUGAGUCGAUGCAGAGUCGCACGUGCUGUUGACAAGAACCGAAUCACAGCAGAAUGGCGCUGAGCAGAAAUAAUGCGACAGUGGCUAUAGUCGCUCCUUUGCAGUUACGUACGACAGGCAACUUGAAGACCCACGAAGCAUAAAUACGUCCGGUCUACUACCUUAUAACGAGGGCAGUCAAUGUCUCAGAAUAAGCAGCAUUGCAACGAUCCUGCCGCAGUGCCGCCUAUAAGCGCGUUAGAUCCGGCCUUGCUGCCGAGAGAGGAAGGUCGUUCUGCAAUCAGGCUUGGCUUGCCUUGGUCCUCGCGAAUCAGCCGGUGACGUGACGAGGUGCUUCCGAGUGACAAGAAAUGCCAACAUCGACCACUGCAUGACUAGAUUACAGGAACGAGAGCACAAGAGAUAGCUGUCGGUUGAGUAACGGUCAAUGUCUUUGGCAAGCAUAUAUAUGCGAGCCC